Molecule: messenger RNA, 625 nt
Organism: Salvia splendens (bonfire salvia)
Lineage: Eukaryota; Viridiplantae; Streptophyta; Magnoliopsida; Lamiales; Lamiaceae
Exons: 3
Coding region: 73-591 (172 amino acids)
Source: RefSeq, a predicted model, not a curated record
UUCUCUCUACAUCUUUUUUUCUCUCUUUAGACUUCAUUAAAUUUCAUCUGGUUUUGGUAAAACCCAACAAAAAUGGUAGGUGUGUGUAGUAUGUGUGGCGAUGUGGGUUUCCCAGACAAGCUCUUCCACUGUUCAAAGUGCCGCAACCGAUUCCAGCACUUCUACUGCAGCAAUUACUACAGCGAAUACGCGGAGCCAAUCGAGAUUUGCGAUUGGUGUCAAUGCGAGGAAAGGAACCCAUCAUCAUCCUCAUCAAGGAAUAACAAGCAUGCAAAUGAAGCGAGGAAAAUUAAGCAACAAAGGAGCGACCACAAGCCCACCGGAAAAACCCCCUCGCCACGACCCUCCGCCCGCAGUUGCCCAAUUAAAGUGAUUCUCUCGGCAGACUAUUGUGAAGGACGUCUCAGAUCGUUUGGAAGAUCCAUAACCGCUGCAAAGCAAUUCUGCCGUUCAAUUCUAGAUGGAUCAAUGUACGCUUCUGUUCUACAGUUUGUGCUCCUUCUCUGUUAUUCUUGGUUAAUUAUCAUAGAGAGCUUUAUGCAAUUGUUCAUUCAAUUAUUCCAACAAGUGGUAUCUGAGUCACUCUAUUGAUGAUUCUCUGAUAAUUGAAAAAUGAGAAUUAAGG